Molecule: messenger RNA, 699 nt
Organism: Heterostelium album PN500
Lineage: Eukaryota; Evosea; Eumycetozoa; Acytosteliales; Acytosteliaceae
Exons: 6
Coding region: 1-699 (232 amino acids)
Source: RefSeq, a predicted model, not a curated record
AUGGAUGAUAUAAAGAGUGUUAACUAUACUCUACCAACCAAUGGCAAUUCAUUUGAUUUCGAGAGAUUCUUAAAGAAUGCGUUCCAAUCAGUGGACGAUUCGAUCAAGCUCUUCAAGAAGCACUCUGAGGAAACAGACCAAUCUUUAGAUAAUCUCUAUGAAGAGUUUCAUAUUUGUCAACAACUCUACGUUAGAUCCAGUAACUUUUCAAAGAUUGAAAAUACAACACAUUUCAAUAACAUUCAUAGCCUUCUCAAUGAAUUAGAAUAUAUUUCAGAGAAUGUACAAGAAAGAAUAUUAAAUAUACAAUCAUUUACCAAAGAGAUAAAAUUAAAAUUAAAAUCUAGUUGUAGAGAUGAAUUGCUUUUGGAAUUGGAUCAUAGAGUGGAGAUAAAUGAAAAAGACCUAUCCCCAGGAUUGAAAAUUAAACAACGACAUUUCCAAAUGGUUCUAGAACAAACAACAAUGAACUAUUCAAAAGAGAUAGGGAAUUGUCGUCGACAUCAAAUACAAAAACAACAACAACAAAAACAACUAAAACAACACUUAAAAACACAUAAUCGUCAUCCUAAACAACCAUACCAACAUGAUCUUUAUAUCACAGUGUUAUCUCAACAGCUUUUUGAUUGGAUUCUCAGUUAUAGAAUAUUCUACACACAAUUCUUUCAAAGAAGAACAACAAGCAACCGAAUCUGUUAA